AUGUCUUGUCAGUGUUCAGAAAAAAACAAAAUCGAUCGGGCGUAACUUAUUCAUGUUUAUAUUAUAUUUACAAUGUUUUCUCUGUAAGAUUAGAUAUCUGGUUAUAUAGAGAAGCACUUAUUAUGUCUGGAGAACUUGGUGAUCUGAGCCCAAAGCAGGCAGCGACGCUUCAAGAAUUUAAAGAAGAACUCUGUGAUGUCAUAAAGCCCCAUCACGAUGACCAUUAUUUACUCAGGUGGCUCAGAGCUAGAGAUUUUGACUUGAAGAAAUCAGCAGAUAUGUUGCGAAGUAACUUGAAGUGGAGAGAAGAACUGGGUGUUGACAGAAUAUUUGAAGACUUCAACCCUCCUGAGGUGUGUAGAAUAUAUUAUACAGGCGGUGUAAUGGGGGCUGAUAAGGAGGGCUGCCCAAUAUGGUGGGACCCCUAUGGUUGCAUCGAUUUAAAAGGUAUCUGCUACUCCAGUAAGAAGAGUGACAUUAUUAAAUACAAAGUCAGAUGUGUUGAACAAUGCUACAGAAAGAUGGCAGAGCAGUCACAAAAGCUUGGUAAAAAGAUAGAUAAACUACUAAUAGUGUUUGAUUUGGAGAAGCUUGGAAUACAACAUCUUUGGAGACCAGGUCUAGAAAUUUUCAAUGGCGUGUUGGAGAUAUUUGAAUCUCGUUAUCCCGAAACUACCAAGAAUAUUAUUCUUUUUAAUGGUAUAGAACUUGCUCAAGCCUUGUUUGUUAUCUUGGAAGAUUUUUAUCCAGAAACUCUUAAAUACUGCUUGAUAUGUAAUGCUCCUAGAAUAUUCCCGGUGAUAUAUAACUUAGUGAAACCAUUCCUCAGUGAGAAUUCCCGCAAGAGAAUCCGCAUUCUUGGUAGUAACUACCAGGAAGAACUACAGAAACUUAUUGACAAAUCGGAGAUUCCGCAAUGUUGGGGCGGCACCAAGGUCGGCCCUGAGGGUGAUCCAAGAUGCAGUCAUGAGAUACUAUGGGGUGGCAAAGUCCCAGAAUCAUACUACUCUCAAGUCAAUGUCAAUACUACAAUGGAGAAUAUGACCAAGGUGCAAAUAGGAAGAGGAUCAACUUGCAGUAUUGAAAUAAAAGUCACAGCACCAAAAACAAUAUUAAGGUGGUGUUUCCAAACAGAAGGAAAUGACAUAGGAUUUGGUGUAUUCUACAAGACAGACCCGGACCAGCGUAAAGUGUCUCAAAUGCAAACAGUGCUGACAUCUACACGUGUUAACUGUCACAUGGUUCCUGAGGACGGCAAUGUUGAAUGUACCCAGACUGGCAUUUAUGUGUUCAGAUUUGACAACAGCUACAGCUAUCUAAAGAGCAAGAAAGUUCACUACAGCCUUGAGUUGAUUCCUCCAGAGACUUUAUCUGACUGCUCAGACCUAAGCUUCCAAUCAGCAGAGGAUAUUGCUGCUCUGGUUUCUUAGUUUUACUCAGAAAGUACCAUCAAUAUUAUACCAACAAACACUCAGAGGCUAGCAAGCAUCUUCAAUUAUUUAAACCAAGUACACAGGGCCCAACAAGCAUUUUGGAUUAUUUAGACAAAGUAACACAGGGACCAACAAGCAUUU
This is a messenger RNA of Owenia fusiformis, 1574 nucleotides long. NCBI's taxonomy places the organism in Eukaryota, Metazoa, Annelida, Polychaeta, Sabellida, Oweniidae. The record is from the annotation of a GenBank genome assembly.